Molecule: messenger RNA, 6667 nt
Organism: Chelonia mydas (Green sea turtle)
Lineage: Eukaryota; Metazoa; Chordata; Testudines; Cheloniidae
Gene: PPP1R9B
Product: protein phosphatase 1 regulatory subunit 9B
Exons: 10
Coding region: 709-3156 (815 amino acids)
Biological process (GO): actin filament organization; neuron projection development; calcium-mediated signaling
Cellular component (GO): actin cytoskeleton; cytoplasm; dendrite
Molecular function (GO): actin filament binding
Source: RefSeq, a predicted model, not a curated record
GAAGAGCGGAUCUGUCCCCCUGCGGAAGGCGCCCAGAGAACUGGCAGCGCUGGUGGCCGGGAGGGGGGCUGAGUCGUGUUACAGAGUUUGUUGCUGUUUUGAAUAAGUCGAUGGCAGAGCUGGGGGCUUUCGCUGUCCCGGCCCCCUCCUACUGGGGUGAUUAGCUCAGUGGCUAUGGGGCUUUGCAGGGGACGCAUGGCCCUGCCGCUUCCUUUAGGCGGGGAAGAAGAGGAGGGCUCGGGUGAUCUCUCUAAGACCCAGAGGGAGCCUAGGCCGGGGCGGUAGGCUGUGCUGAUUGCAGAAGAGCUGGAGCCUUCAGUCUCCAUCACCAGCCAUUCAGGCGCAGAAAGAGAGAGCGAGGAAGAGGAAGAGGAGGAGGAGAAGGAGGAGGAGGAGAAGGGGCGAGGGGUGGGGGAGGGAAUCUGAUCACCCGGCUGGCAAUGGCCUGAGCCGAUGCCUUGGGAGAUCUCGCCCUCCUGCUCCGGCUGCCAAGCCGUGGACCGACCAGCCUUGCCUCCUCGCCACCCUGCUCCCAUUCCGCUUGCACAAUGCCCGCUGUACGGCGUAGCCCCUUCCUACACUAGGGGGGCUCUGCUGGGGAUGUGAGCCGGCGGGCAGGGAGAGCCAUUGUGGGGAAGAGGAGCCAGCCAGAGGAGGCCGAGCGAGGCUAUGAGGUGUGGGCGACCGGAGAAGGCUCCUCGCUGAACCAUGAUGAAGACGGAGCCCCCCACCGCCAGCCCCAGCAACAGCAGCAGCGGCAGCCUGAGAAGCGCCUCUCCCCACAGGAACGCCUACGAAGCGGGGAUCCAGGCCCUCCGAGCCACAAAGGAUGCCCUUGGGGCCGCCGAGAGCGAAGAAGCCAAGAAGGCCAGGAACAAGAAGUAUGGGUCCAACGUGCACCGGAUCAAGAACAUGUUCCUGCAGAUGGGGACCGCCCCGCCGGGCGAGGGCACCUGCGACCUGGCCAAGGUGAAGGAGAAGCCCGUCCGGCUUUCCUUGCCCAGGGCCAGCAGCCUGAACGAGAACGUGGACCACAGCGCGCUGCUGAAGCUGGGGACCAGCGUGUCGGAGAGGGUGAGCCGCUUCGACUCCAAGCCCGACAAGCCGGUCUCCAAGCUCCAGGAGACCCGGAAGAUCUUCGAGCGGAGCCUUCAGGAGAAGGAGACCACCAACAAGCUCCUGCUGAGGAAGGAGAGGGCCGGCUUCCAGGACAGGAAGCUGGACGUGGUGGUGAGAUUCAACGGGAGCACCGAGUCCCUGGACAAGCUGGACACGGAGGCCGUGUCGCCCACCGUCAGCCAGCUCAGCGCCGUCUUCGAGAAGGCCGACCUGAGGAACAACCUGCACAAAACCCCCAGCAAAGUCGGGCCCCUCAACUCCAAGAUCGUCAGCAAGAGGUCCCGGGUCUUCCUCCAGGGCCCGGAAGGGGGCAAGGCGGAAGCCAGGGGGGGCGACGGGCCGGCUCUCCAACUGAGAGCCAAGCAUCUUGAGGGCGAGAAGGCCCAACCCAAACCGGUCGCGCCCAGGCCGGGCGAGAAGGACGCCACGGGCCCACGGGCCCAGAGCGUCCAGGAGGUGCGGAAGAUCAAGCCGGUGGAGGUGGAGGAGAGCGGGGAUUCGGAGCAGGAGUUCGAGGCCGCCGAGCAGGCGGAGGAGACGGCGGCCGAGCAGGACAAGAGCAAGAGCUUGGCGUCUGGGCCCGAGCGGGCCGAGCUGAUCCAGGCCGAGGUGACGGUGCACGCGGCCUUGGAGAACGGCGGCCUGGCUGCGGAGAAACAUGGGCAGGCCCCGGAAGCGGACGCCUACCCCGAGGAGGAGGGCAAGGCCGAGGGGCAGGAGGAGGCCGACCUGGGCGACGAGUCCAAGAAGGAGGACUUCUCGGAGGCCGACCUGGUGGACAUCAGUGCAUACAGUGGGCUGGGGGAGGACUCGGGGGGGAGCGGGCUGGACGAGGACGAGGAGGCCGACGGGCUGUACGAGCCCGAGUCGAGCUGCGUGGAGAUCCCCGGGCUGUCGGAGGAGGAGGAGCUGGUGCCCAACCGCAAGAUCCAGUUCAGCACGGCUCCCAUCCAGGUAUUCAGCACCUACUCCAAUGAGGACUACGACCGCCGGAACGAGGAUGUGGACCCCAUGGCUGCCUCGGCUGAGUACGAGCUGGAGAAGCGGGUGGAGAGGCUAGACCUCUUCCCGGUGGAGCUGGAGAAAGACUCCGAGGGGCUGGGAAUCAGUAUUAUCGGGAUGGGUGCCGGAGCGGACAUGGGCCUUGAGAAGCUCGGCAUCUUCGUCAAGACGGUGACCGAUGGGGGAGCGGCCCACCGGGACGGCAGGAUCCAGGUGAAUGACCUCAUCGUGGAAGUGGACGGUACCAGCCUGGUGGGCGUGACCCAGAGCUUCGCGGCCUCGGUGCUGAGGAACACCAAGGGUAGAGUCCGGUUCCUGAUCGGGCGGGAGAAGCCGGGCGAGCAAAGCGAGGUCGCGCAGCUAAUCCAGCAGACGCUGGAGCAGGAGCGGUGGCAGCGGGAGAUGAUGGAGCAGAGAUACACCCAGUACACGGAAGAGGACGAAGAAACGGGUGAAUAUGCCACGGACGAGGACGAGGAGAUGAGCCCCAUGUUCCCCAGCAGCGAGAUGGCCAUCGAGGUCUUCGAACUGGCUGAGAACGAGGACAUGCUGUCCCCCGUCGAGAUGGACCCCGAGAAGCUGGUGCACAAGUUUAAGGAGCUCCAGAUCAAACACGCCGUCACCGAGGCCGAGAUCCAGCAGCUGAAGAGGAAGCUGCAGUCCAUUGAGCAGGAGAAGGCUCGCUGGCGAGCCGAGAAGGCCCAGCUGGAGCAGAGCGUGGAGGAAAACAAGGAGAGGAUGGAGAAGCUGGAGGGUUAUUGGAUGGAGGCCCAGAACCUGUGCCAGGCAGUGGAUGAGCACCUGAAAGAGACUCAAGCCCAGUACCAGACCCUGGAGCGGAAAUACAGCAAGGCCAAGCGGCUCAUCAAGGAGUAUCAGCAGAAGGAGAUCGAGUUCCUCAAGAAGGAGACGACCCAGAGGCGCGUCCUGGAGGAGUCGGAGCUGGCCCACAAGGAGGAAAUCGACAAGCUCCAGGAGAAGAUCUCCGAACUGGAGGGGAAGCUGCAGACCUUGAAAAAUUCAAACCCAACUUAAAACAAACACAAACACGAAGCAAUCGUUGGGGAGGAGGGACACUUUCCCCUUAACCCCCCCCCCCGCCCCCGUUUUGCCCCUGCCCCUCCCCCACCCUCCCACCCCUUUUGGCCUUCAUAGACGGGAGAGGAAGGCACAAAAGCAAAACCGCUAUGAAAGGAAUAAUAAUGAUCCCUCCUUCCCCCUGCCUUCCUUUGGGGGGAGAGAGAGAGGGGGGGAGGAGGGCUGGGGCCAGUGCGGGGUGGGGGGGCUCUGGGAUUGGCUGGCUGGGUCCCGGCUGGCCUGGAGGGGGCAGUGUGGGGAAUGUCUCUGGGACAGGGGACCCCUCAUUAAUUUCUGUUCCUCAUGUGAGUCUCGUGUUAACUUGAUGGACGCAUUUUGCGGGGGGGGGUUGUUCUGCCUGUGGAUCCCCCCCCAACAUCCACCCCCCCCCACAUCCCAUCGAGGAGCCUUUCCAGCCAACCUCCCGGCUCGAGAUCGGCACCCGCGCCGUGUCCUCCCGAGGCCUCCGGGGAAGGGCUGUGCGGGCAGCACCCCCCUGUGCAGAGUGGGGCGUUGGAGGGGGCCGGGCAAGCUGGCCCGAAGCUCACACCUUGGUGAAAGGACUCUCUUGUGGAGGCCGGCUCUCUUCACUGGCCCAUCCUUGGGGCAAUCCGUCGCGCGCUGUGUUUCGUGCGCUGGUGGGAAGCGUGUCUGUGUUUGAGAUCUCGGCCCAGUGCCAGGCAGGAUCUGGGACCCAGGAGGGCAGACACGCUGCUGGCACAGCACAGGAGGCCCUGGGCAGCGCUGGCAGGGACGGGUUGUGCCUGAUAACGUCAGGGACCAGCGCCUUGGCCUCUCCGCUGCGAGUCCGUCCCGGAGGAUUUCAGGGAAUGACAGCGAGCGUCCGGCUGAGCUCACACCUCCCCAGACAGCGUGGGGCGGGCGGGGGGUGGGGAGAUCCUGGAACAGAGACACCCCCCGCCCCCCGGUGAGCAGCCUGCCGGGGAAAGACUGUGGGCAUCUGCCUCUUCCCCCGCAGCUGGAUGGAUACAGGGACGCACGGGCUGCGGGGUGGGACUUGCUCCUUCCCGGGCACAACGCCGGCGCUCGAUGGGAGGAAAACCACGACGGGAAGUGGCCCUGGCCGAGACUGCUCAUUGCUUCGCUCCGCAGAGGCGCUGGGGCUGGCUUCUAGCGGCAGGAUGAGCCGGCGGGAGGGGGCCCCUUUGCUCUAGAGGGGAGGGCAGACGCAGGUCUUGGCCACAGCAGAGUAUUGCCCCGAGGUGACGAAACGGGGUCAGACUCGGACUGGCGUCAAGCCGUGCACGUGGGAAUUGGCAAGCGCACGGCACGCACAGGGGCCUGGCACUGGUGCCCUUACGCCCGUGGAUGGGAUGGGGGCACUAGUGUGUUCGCACUCAUGUGUGGGAUGGGGACAUUGGUGAGCUCACAACCAUGCGUGGGAUGGGACACUGGCGCGCUCACACCCGUGCGUGGGAUGGGGGCACUGGUGAGCUCACACCCGUGCGUGGGAUGGGGGCACUGGUGAGCUCACACCCGUGCGUGCGAUGGGGCACUGGUGAGCUCACACCCGUGCGUGCGAUGGGGCACUGGCAUGCUCACACCCAUGUGUGCGAUGGGGGCAUUGGCGUGCUCACACCCGUGCGUGGGAUGGGGGCACUGGUGUGCUCACACCCGUGCGUGGGAUGGGGGCACUGGCGUGCUCACACCCAUGUGUGCGAUGGGGGCAUUGGCGUGCUCACACCCGUGCGUGGGAUGGGGGCACUGGCGCGCUCACACCCGUGCAUGCGAUGGGGGCACUGGCGUGCUCACACCCAUGUGUGUGAUGGGGGCAUUGGCGUGCUCACACCCGUGCGUGGGAUGGGGGCACUGGCACGCUCACACCCGUGCGUGCAAUGGGGGCCCUGGCGCGCUCACACCCGUGCGUGCGAUGGGGCACUGGCGUGCUCACACCCGUGCAUGGGAUGGGGGCACUGGCGUGCUCACACCCGUGCGUGGAAUGGGGGCACUGGCGCACUCACACCCCUGCGUGGGCUGGGGGCCCUGCGUGGGAUGGGGGUACUGGCGCGCUCACACCCGUGCGUGCGAUGGGGGCCCUGGCGCGCUCACACCCGUGCGUGGGCUGGGGGCCCUGGUGCAUUCACACCCGUGCGUGCAAUGGGGGCCCUGGCGCGCUCACACCCGUGCGUGGGCUGGGGGCCCUGGUGCAUUCACACCCGUGCGUGCGAUGGGGGCCCUGGCGCGCUCACACCCGUGCGUGCGAUGGGGGCCCUGGCGCGCUCACACCCGUGCACAGGGACCUGGCAGCCCUGUAACCACCCCGCUGUCUGACCUAGUUUAGUUGCCUCUGUGCAAUUGCCUCAAGUCGCCAAGGCCUCAGGCUCAAGCCUCCUCCCGUCCUGUUCAUUUGUCUUUCUUUCCAUGCCCGCUCCUGCGGUGCCUCCUUUCCCGCCUCUGGCCAAACGGGCGCUUUUGGGCAUGGGGGAGUCGGGGUAGAAGCCCCCAGCUCCCCUUUAUUUCCAGGGAGAGGAGAGAAGAGGUAGGAACUUCUCCAAAGCCUUGUGAAAAGUGAACCCUUCGGGCCCCGCUCUGAGCCGGUGAGCGGCCCCCCACGUGCCCCGUUUGGAGGGACGAUGCUGCCGAGCUGGGCCCUGGCCCCGAUCUCGCGCCUGGCGGGGCGUAGCCAGUAUAAGCGAGAGGCGUCCUGCGUCGUCAGCCCCCCGUCCCCCCGCCCCCGGACAGGAUUGCACGGGCACCCCCGGUAGACGUGUCUUCAGGCCGACGCGGCCCAUCCCUCCCCUCGCGUAAAGGCCGAAUGGGUUUUUAUUUAAAGCGACAAGAAGAACAAAGGAAAAUAAAUACAUGUUCAAAACCAACCGAUCGCUUUUAAAAAUUGUAAAUAAUAAAAAAAAAAAACGCAGUAUUUAUAUGUGACCAGGACAAUUGUUUUCCUUUGUAAGCUGGAGAUUGCAGGGGGGGGCGUUUAUCGACUCCUCACCCCCACACUGUCUAAGAAGGAUCAACAGGGUGCAAUCAAUGCCCCACCCUGGUUGCCCUUCUGGGUAGAAACCAGCACUCUUGCUGGCCAAUGUCCUUAAAGGCCGGGUCUCCGACAGUGACUGGAUGUGGGGGCGUUGGGAGCCAGAUCUCUGCCGGCUGAGCUGGGCCGGGCUGGAGCUGGAAGGACCAGGGCACGCUGUGGAUGGGCAGGCCAAUGCAGAAUAAGACCCACCCGCCAACCCCUCUCGGGAGUUUGUGCAAAGCAACAGGGAUGUCUGUGAAAUGGACGCAUUAAAAACCGGGAAGGCGGCGGUGGGCCCAGAACAGAGGGAAAGCGGGUGGGGGUGGCAGACUGCUGGGAAAUUGUCUUAAAUUUUUAUUUAAUCUCCUUACACACGUAUCAAUGUGUAUGUAUAUAAUAUAUAUAUAUAUGGAUGGAUGGAUUGUUUCUGGUUUUGUAUUGCAAUGUCCUCUCGUCGGAUCAUAUCAAAUACAGGCCCUCAUUGUC